Candidozyma haemuli is the source of this 555-nucleotide messenger RNA. Its product is annotated as Arf family GTPase. Lineage: Eukaryota; Fungi; Ascomycota; Pichiomycetes; Serinales; Metschnikowiaceae. Gene Ontology annotation, molecular function: GTPase activity; GTP binding. Gene Ontology annotation, cellular component: cytoplasm; microtubule cytoskeleton. Gene Ontology annotation, biological process: protein folding. Bases 1 to 555 code for a protein of 184 amino acids. The transcript has a single exon. The record is from RefSeq and is a predicted model, not a curated record.
AUGGGCCUCUUGACGAUCAUACGUAAACAGAAGCUUAAAGACCACGAGAUCAGGGUUCUUAUAUUGGGCCUAGAUAAUGCUGGCAAAAGCACUAUUGUCAGUAACCUUAUGGGCCUGGAUCCUCGAGAUGUGGCGCCUACAACAGGGUUCCUGAUCCAUACGUUCCCCUGGAAAGGGUACAAUAUCAAUGCAUGGGAUAUUGGCGGACAACUUCUGCUUCGAGGGUUCUGGAGCAACUACUUUGACCGAUCAGAUGUGGUUAUUUGGGUCAUUGACGGCUCAAACCUUGAUCAGCUCGAGGAGCUGUAUCGGGAACUACGAGAAAAGGUUAUUCAACAGGACCAGUUAUCUGGCGUAUACUUUGUUGUUUUGAUCAACAAGGUUGAUUUGAUGGGCGACGAAGAAAGAGAACAGGUGAAGAAUAUGGUUGAAGACGAAUUGAACCUUGCCAGUGAAGUUCCACUUGAAAAGUACACCAUUAGAACGGUUUCUGGGAUCACUGGCGAAGGUUUACACGACGCCAUCGACUGGAUCGUGGACAAAGACGUCUGGUAA